CAGGUUCUGCUUGUUAUUUUCACUUUGGUCGUCAUUCAGGACACCAUUCGUUUCCAUCUCUCUCCUCAACCACGAUCAUCCACUAGCUGCCUGUGAUUUACGUCAAGAAAGGGUUUCGUAUCAUUAAGGAAAAUAUCGGACUCCGUCGUUGCAAGGGGCAACAUCUUGUUCUGAGCCACCAAAACUUCCGGUAUUCCUUCCAUUCGUGCAUAGCCUCCUUUGUUUCGAGCCUGGACUAACAAAGCCACCAUGCACAAACACUCGCUUUCAGUUCCCACUGUCCCCGCCUCCGCUCCCACCUCACCCGCUUGUACUCGUCUGAACAGACAAGAGCGGUUAUUUGCGGCACCAGUGACUCCUCAACGCCUAGUCCGUCCUCCAAAGGUUUCGUAUCGAUCGCCAGUUACCCCCGCAAGCAGCCACUCUACACCAUACACGCCAUUGAGUCUCCGCUCAUUCUCGACUGCAUCAAGCUCCACUAUCACCACCCCAGGAUCAGCUUCUAGCUUAAAACGUUAUGAUGUAUCUCAUUCCGCCGAAAAUGAUGCAAUUUUGGCGGACAAGAGUCUCGCGGAUAUCGCUGAGAAUUGGCGUUCACGUGCCAAUGAAAACGGCAUCAAGGUCUCCAGUGCUGACGACUCCAAUUAUGGUGAUGAUGAAGCCAGCGAUUUGACCCAUUCUGAUAUGAAUUGUACAGGUUUCGUAACCGAGGAAGCACUUUUCCCCCCGCCGUUGCUUGCGAUUCAUCGGAGGACUCGGACAAUCUCCAGUGCAGCACCACCUCGCACACCGCUCUCACCAUAUGCCCUCAGAACUCCCGCUCGCCGCGCUCUAGGAGUGCUGAAUACACCGCCACCAAAACCAACCAACGUUAGCCAGUUGAAAUUCAAAGGAAGCUUGACUGAUCCCGCGCACACACGACGGCGUCCCUCAUUUGGGCAAAUGUCCACCGAACUCUUCGACAUCGACGAGAACGCUUUUGAACCCUACCCCCAGUCAUUCCCUUCAGCUGAACCUUUUGCUCUGCAAGACCCAUUCUACGGUUCCGGUCUUCCGACUAUUUCAGAGUGUGUUCAGCAGCAUUUCGGCGAGCCGUUUUUCCAGGCGAAGAUGCAGUCGAACGCCACCAUCAGUUCGUCCACAGCAUGCUCUGUUUGUGGUCGCGACGGGGGUCGGUUUGCGAUUCUCAAGCCCUGUGAACAUCCUCUUUGUUCUGGGUGCCUUACAAGCGCCCUCAACAUCGUCGGCGAAAAGGCCAUGCAAUGUGCCGUUUGCAAGGAAUCCGUCGUUGAUUUCCAGCUCCAAAGCCGGCCCUUUGAUGAUAACCCACCCACAACCCAGCACUUUAAUUUUCCCUCCGCUUUCACUCCACUAGAUGCCAGUUCUUCUCCUUUGCAAAGACGCUCCGCCCGACCCAAUAGACCUCUUUUACCCAGUUUUGAGCCCACAGUUUUUGCGCCACACAUGGACCAACUCGCUGCCCAUUAUCAACAGGAUUUGUCCCCUCCCAACUUUGCUCCUGCCCCUAAGCAACAAAGAGUCGAGAACGUGGUUCUUCGCGUUGACAAUGUGCCUUGGGAUAUCACUCCGCCAGCUAUCAUGACGUGGCUCAAGCAGCCUGUCGUCCGAGUGCAUGUUCUGUUGGAUUCGCGGGGUAAAACCCUCAGCCAUGCGUUUGUUGAACUGGGAACGGAGGAGUAUGCGAGGGCUGCUUUGCGUGGCGUGCAGAACUCUGUUCUUGGUAAAGGCAAGCGGGCAAGGGGGGUUACUGUCACUCGUAGCUCGCAGGAAGAGCUGAUGCGUGCUCUCUUCCCGACAUGGAAAGGCGGUUUCGAGGGCUCUAGGCCAUCGCUCGCUGGCUUGAGGAAUGAUCAGGUCAGGGGGGCGCUCGAGACUGGUAUAAUGACCGAUGCGGAACUCAAGGCUUUGUUGCAUCUUGUCCAGUCGCCUGAUUCGCACUUUUUGAAGGUUCCCUCUCUUCCCUUCCAUUUCCUCAUUAGCAUCCUAUCCAAGUUCCCCGUGGAUGUUGAUAGUAGGGUGUUCUGGCCCAACAGCCUCAGAGACAACCUCUUUAAUCUAACUUACUCGGCGUUGAGUGUUCUUAUGGCAGGGAUGGGCAAUGCGAUAACAGAAGGAUCUCGUUUGUUGGAUGAACUUCUUCAUGCUGGGGCAACUUGCCAAGCCUUUGCGCCACAACAAGCCCAGAUGCUUUCCAGCCUAGUGAGACCUCCUGUUGCGCCGUUUGUCCCUUCUCUACCUGGCGGGCACUUCCGCUCUGACAGCGGCGUCUUCAUUCGUGACAAUGAUAUCCCCGUUCCUGGUCCAUACGCUCCUUUUCACGCUCCUAGCCCUGUUCCCGCUCUCAGCCCCUACAACGACAUCGCCCGGGAGUUUGGCGUUGACGAAGAUUUGAUUCAAAAACUGGCUCAGAGGCUGAAUGUGCUGCGGUGAUACCCGGAUGCCUGCGCACCGCGACUACUUGUUCCGGGACCUUGCUCAUAAUCCGUGACGUGACUUGAUGAUGAAUGAUUCUUUUUCUUGUUCUCCUCGUCUCCCCCUGUCUCUUGAUGAUCGCCAGCCGAUCUCAUUUUUCCCGGGUUUUUGCGUAUCCUCGAUCUUGCCCGCCGCUCUUAUCAUGUCUAGUUACUCCACACUCGCUAUGGAAUCUCCUGCAUCCUGCAUCGCUGUCUUUCUUUGCAACUUUCCAAGUCUCUUUUUGCCCCCUGUACUGCUUACUUGACGUCCCCAUCACUGCACUGCUUUGUAUCGUAGACUCAUGCCGGUAGAGCUACCAUUAUCAGAUAUCUGCCCUUAUUAUUCUUGGGAUGGUUAACG
This is a messenger RNA of Suillus clintonianus, 2835 nucleotides long. RefSeq lists its product as uncharacterized. Gene Ontology annotation, molecular function: RNA binding. The coding region runs from base 250 to 2451 and encodes 733 amino acids. The transcript is spliced from 11 exons. The record is from RefSeq and is a predicted model, not a curated record. NCBI's taxonomy places the organism in Eukaryota, Fungi, Basidiomycota, Agaricomycetes, Boletales, Suillaceae.